Molecule: messenger RNA, 1704 nt
Organism: Capronia epimyces CBS 606.96
Lineage: Eukaryota; Fungi; Ascomycota; Eurotiomycetes; Chaetothyriales; Herpotrichiellaceae
Exons: 2
Coding region: 1-1704 (567 amino acids)
Biological process (GO): transmembrane transport
Molecular function (GO): transmembrane transporter activity
Source: RefSeq, a predicted model, not a curated record
AUGGGUACAAAGCAGCCUCCAGCUGCCCCCGCGCCUCGGGCUCCCGAACUGGAUGUUUUAGUAAUCACUCCCUUUGACGAGCCGCAAGAUGUCCCCGUCGAGGUCGAGAGUGGCACACCGGCCGAAUUUGGGCAGCCGCAGCUGAAGACCAGGAGCAGACUCCGGAUCACAAUGAUCUUGAUUGCGCUGUACCUGUCCCUCUUCAUCGCUGCCCUCGAUGCCACCAUCGUGGCUACUGCGGUGCCCAAGAUCACAGCCGAGCUGCACUCGGCAGCAGGCUACAUCUGGAUCGGCGGGGCCUACUUGAUUGCAAACGCUGCUGCUGCUCCUAUCUGGGUCAAAUUCUCGGAUAUCUGGGGUCGCAAGCCCAUUCUUCUCGCAGCAGUCGUGGUCUUUUUUGCCAGCUCGAUUGUCUGUGCUGCUGCCGUCGACAUGCAGAUGCUCAUUGUCGGUCGCAGCAUUCAAGGGGCCGCCGGUGGUGGCCUCAUUUGCAUGGUCAAUGUCGCCAUCUCUGACCUCUUCAGUGUCCGAGAGCGAAGCUUGUGGCUCGGUCUGUGUGAGGGGAUUUGGGCCCUCAGUGGAGCUGUUGGCCCGCUUCUCGGUGGUGCCUUUUCCCAGAAAGCCACCUGGCGAUGGUGCUUUUACUGCAAUUUGCCUAUCGCCGGCACUGCAUUCGUGCUUCUUGUCCCUUUCCUCGACGUCCACAAUCCUCGCACGCCAAUGGUGGAUGGCGUCAAGGCCAUUGACUGGUUUGGCUGCAUUUCCAUCCUUGGAGUCACCGUCAUGCUUCUUCUAGGCCUGGACCUGGGCGGGUCCAUCUACCCGUGGGGCUCGGCUAAGGUCAUCUGUCUGCUUGUCUUCGGUGCCUUGCUGGUCCUCGUUUUCAUUUACAGCGAGAAGAAGCUGGCCAAGUAUCCUGUCAUACCAUUGUCCCUCUUCGGUACGAGGAACAUUGCCACAUUGCUUGUGACCUUUUUCCAUGGCAUGGUUUUUAUUGCUGGCGAGUACUAUCUGCCUCUGUACUUUCAAAGUGUCAAGGAGGCAUCCCCCCUUCUUUCGGGUGUUUAUCUGGUACCAUUGGUCGUGGCCACGGCCGGAACUGGUGUCAUCAACGGCAUCGUCAUACAUCGAACAGGCCAAUAUCGACCUUCGAUGUGGCUGGGCACGGUCCUGCUGACCUUGGGAACUGGCCUCUACAUUCUGCUGGGCCCCGACACCUCCAUUGGCACCAUCGUCGGUAUUGAGAUCAUUGAGGGAAUCGGCUCUGGCCUUCUUUUUGAACCGCCGCUGAUUGCCAUCCAACAGGGGGUCGACCAAGACGAGGUCGGCACGGCCACUUCAACACAAAGCUUCAUUCGGAGCAUGGCGUUGUCUCUGGGCGUCAUUGUCGGCGGCAUCGUCUUCCAACAGAGCAUGGAUCUUCGAAGAUCUUCCCUGAUUGAAGCUGGUCUGCCAGCCUCUCUUGUGGAGGCCCUCCGCGGCAAGAACGCUGGUGCCAACGUCAUGGUCGGGCACACACUCCCCCCAGCUCAAAGACUUGCCGUCAAAGAGGCUUUUGCUUGGAGCAUCCGGAAUAUGUUCAUCAUGUUCACCGCUCUGGGUGCCCUGGGGAUCAUUUCGAGCAUGUUUGUGACCACAAGCAAACUCUCGAAGGACCACCGAGAAACCAUCACUGGGCUCAAAAGGGCGGAUGCAGAAUCCUGA